Molecule: messenger RNA, 8031 nt
Organism: Homalodisca vitripennis (glassy-winged sharpshooter)
Lineage: Eukaryota; Metazoa; Arthropoda; Insecta; Hemiptera; Cicadellidae
Gene: pHCl-1
Product: glutamate-gated chloride channel
Exons: 17
Coding region: 302-1759 (485 amino acids)
Biological process (GO): chloride transmembrane transport; chemical synaptic transmission; regulation of membrane potential
Cellular component (GO): synapse; neuron projection; membrane
Molecular function (GO): neurotransmitter receptor activity; chloride channel activity; extracellular ligand-gated monoatomic ion channel activity
Source: RefSeq, a predicted model, not a curated record
UACGGCGCGGCAGUCCCCCGAGCUGGGCCGAUUAGUAACGAACACUGUCAGCUGCCCUCUCCGACACCAGUGUGAAGAGUGCGUGUGUGUCUGUGUUAUGUCAGGCGCUGCAGCCCUAGCCCGGUACCUCUAGCGAACACAACAUCCACCCCAUCGGUUGUACCAAUACCAGAUCGACUAUUUUUGCCAAACCAUGGAGUCGAGGGCAAACGCCACUUUCCAGCCGAUGGAUCUGCAUGUAGCUUGACGCCACUCUAAGAGGGUCGUGCGUCGCUUGAUUGCUCUGGAAAGAUGUCCUAAUAUGGGUUACACUGCCGGGCUGCUGCUAGCGGCUGUGUGUAUCGGGUGGUGUGUGGUUGUCUCCGCAUCACCCACAGCAGACAUAUUUGAAAAUGGAAGAUCUGACAAGGAGAUCCUAGACAACCUCCUCAAGCAGACAAGAUACGACAAGAGGUUAUUGCCUCCAGUCACAGGGACAUUAACUGUGAACAUGAGCGUCCUACUACUCAGUCUGGCAUCGCCAGAUGAGUCCAGUUUGAAAUACGAAGUUGAAUUUCUACUUCAGCAGCAGUGGUUUGACCCACGGCUCCGUUACUAUAAUCAAAGUCGUUACCCCUUUCUGAACGCUAUUCACCAUCAUGAGAGCAUCUGGCUACCAGAUACAUAUUUCAUAAUGCAUGGAGACUUCAAGGAUCCCCUGAUACCUGUGCACUUUGCGCUGCGCAUCUACCAGAAUGGCUCCGUUAGUUACCUAAUGAGGAGACAUUUAAUACUCUCGUGUCAGGGCUCACUCAACAUCUUUCCUUUUGAUGAUCCUCAAUGUUCUUUUGCAAUGGAGAGUAUAUCAUAUGACCUAUCAGCCAUUACUUACGUGUGGAAGAAUGACGAGGCAACGUUGCGCAAGAGCCCAUCACUGACAACCCUCAAUGCCUACCUGAUCAAGAACCAGACGAUCCCUUGUCCAACCAAGGCCAGCUGGCGAGACGACUCUGACUCUAGUUGGGCCGAACAAGACGACAUUUGCUCACUCUGCCAACGACGCUUCGAGGAACAAGGCAACUACAGCUGCCUGAAAGUGGAUCUCAUCUUCACGAGAGAUCGAGCCUUCUACUUCACUACAGUUUUUAUACCAGGCAUUAUUCUGGUAACUUCUUCGUUCAUCACUUUUUGGUUAGAAUGGAACGCCGUUCCAGCUAGAGUUAUGAUAGGUGUAACAACGAUGCUCAACUUUUUCACAACCUCCAAUGGUUUUCGCUCUACUCUGCCGGUGGUCUCCAACCUGACAGCGAUGAACGUCUGGGACGGUGUCUGCAUGUGUUUCAUUUACGCGAGCCUCCUUGAGUUCGUCUGUGUCAACUAUGUUGGCCGCAAGCGCCCUCUACACAAUGUCGUGUACAGGCCUGGGGAGAAUCCAGUCACACAGAUAUCGGCAGCAGACUUGCAUUUAUCCUCAAACAGGCCACUUGCACAAUCAGACAUGCUACAUGGUGACAAGAAAGGAGAGACAGGAGGUCCCAACGAGAUAGUCACCUGUACCAACUGUGGUCCUAACCCUUGUACCCACACAACCAAUAACGGGUGCGCCACAGAGAACUGUCUACCAGGAGCCCCACCAGGCAUGCCAGCUCAGGUGCGGAAAAAGGAACCUCCUCACCCAAUUCGUGUGGCCAAGACCAUUGAUGUGAUUGCACGUAUCACGUUCCCGACUGCUUAUGCUGUAUUCCUCAUCUUCUUUUUCUUCCAUUACAAAGGCGCGUAAUCUCAGGACUUCGAGGCUCUCUCACAGGAAGUUUUGCCCAUUAUCAUACUAUGAGGAUUACUCAGCAGAGAUUUUAAUAUGAUUUGCUUCUAUAGAGUUCUUAAUUUUGGUACCACCAAAUUCUAUAUGGAAACUGUCAAAUCAAGUGAAAAUAUGUUAUAAAUAUUAUUGUAUAUUAUUUUAUGAAUUAUAUAUUCUUUUGUGUAGUGCUGUAGCACAGAAUGCUAUAAGCAUGUAUUAAGAUGCUAAGUUUUAACUGUAAUUCUGUACUUAUAUUUGAUACUUUAAUCACUCUUUUUUCAUUGUAUUUGUCUUUGCAAAAAAGGUAGUUAAGUUUAUUAGAAUUUUAGUUGUUCCUGUCCUAAGCAAACAAAUUUUAUAAAAGCAACUUACAUUUGAUAUGAAGUUUUGAAUUUAGUACAAUAAUUGCUGAGAAUCCAGUAAGACUUUGGUAGAACCUUUCAUAAUCAUUUCAGUUUUGUUUUUCAACACAGAAUAAGAAUAAUUAAAAGGAUGUAUUGUUUUCUUUUCAUUUUACUGUGUUAAUACAAUAAAUCAAACAAACUAGAACAAUAACCAUAUAUAACCAUGACAGAUAAUAUAAUGUAAUACUAAAAGGAAACCAAUAUCUACCAACAGUAACUUAAAUGUUUUAUGUUAUCAUUCUCUGACUAAUAUCUUUUUAAGUAUAUAAAUAUUUAAUCCAGUAUUUCAUAAAACUCUUCUCAAAACAUUUCCUGAAUAAGCAAGUCCAUGGCAGCUUAACUCUGUCUCUUAAGAUAUUGAGUACUGGUGUUAUUUAUUACAGUAUACUUAUUAAUAAAACUAACUUUUAUUUAUAUAUUAUAUAUAUAUUAUAUAUAUAUAUAUAUAUAUAUAAAAAAGGAAGUUCCUUAUUAAAUAUACAAAGAUAUUGUUUAAUUGAAAACCGUUUUUGGUGUAAUAUCUAAGAUUUUAAUUGAUUGGCAAUACAAAACAUAAAAACAUUAUUUUAUUUUCAUUGGAUCUAAUUCAAAUUAAAAUUGUCAUUGAGCUGGUUUAAAAAACUACUCUAUCUGGAUAUUGAAUCCUUUAGGUAUAUUUAUACAUAUCAACUUUGUUGAGGUUUUAAAAUAGUUUUUUUCCUUUGAGUUUAAAAUAUUUUAAAGAAAUUACAGUAAUUCUGUUCUAGCUCAGCACCCUUAAUGUGUGGUUAAGUGUCUCAAAUUCAAUUAAUUAUAUAAUUGAUACAAAUAUUGCCGGAUUAUAUAAACUACACUAUUGUAAUAAAUGAUUUUUGUAACAAAUUUGCAUACAAUUAAUGUUAGAUUCUAUCAAAAUCUGUUUCAUCAUCUCCUGAUUUUUAAAUGGUUUAAAACUCUCAUAAUAGUACUUAAUGUUACAAAAAUUCUCAACUCUAAAUCUCAAGAUGAAUAAAGUUGUAUUUUACAAAAUAAAUAGUUACACUUUAAAUUAGUUGUUGUAAGGAUUAAAAACAAAAUAUAUAGCACCAGUUUUCAUUUUGUUACGGUAUUCUCCUUUUUCCUUAUCACCGUAAAGUUGUCUGUGGAGAGCUUGAAGUCCUGUUGUUCCAUCUCCACAGUGUUGGUAGUUUCACAUUUUCACCGCAAAGCAACGCAGUGUUAUCUCAUUCAUCGCCUACCGCAGCAAUACACGUACGUACAGUACAUAGGCAACGUACGGAACUGUGCGUGUGCGAGUGCGUGACAGACUUUCGUGCAUAUUUCAUCUAGACUAAGGACUUUGUCAUACUUUACUUACGGCUUUAUUAAAUAAUAGUGUUAUAAAGUUAGAGUAAUGUAACAGAUCAUGGAGAAACAGGGCAGAUGCUAUUAAACCAGAGUAGCAGACUGUUAUGUAACCUGCUAAUGGUAUUUAUGUUUAUUGUUAUCCAGAACACCUUUGGUUUGAAAAUGUUUCAUGGUAAAAAUAACAAAUUCGGUAGCCAUUAUGUUCUUCACAAUCAAAUAUCUAUUUAAAAUUUGAAACCCAAGACGAUAAAGAAUAGAUCAGAUCUGAUAGAAUAUCAUAAUAUUGCAAAAGUGUAGUGUAAAACAGAAGUGGGAGAAUAGUAUUUAGAAUUAUUUCUUUAUUUAAUAUUGUUUGAAUGUUCUUGAUUAACCAGUAAAAUUGUGCAAUCACAACUAAAAUGGUAAUUAGAUUUGUUAGACAUUUUCAAAAAUAUUGUAUGUGUUCAAAACUAAAGUUUCUUCUUCAGGUCGUGUUUUCCAUAGAUUAGAAUGCUGGCUUCAUGAUGGGAUUGUCGAAAAGUUAAAAUAUGACUUUUGAGAUACAUUGUGCAGACUACACACAUAAAUAAAAACAAACCAGAGAGUAGCAUUUGACAAAAUGGCAAGCAUGCCACAUAUGAAACCAUGAUCAAGAUCUGGGCAGAAAACCAUGGAUAUACUUAAGAUUGCAAACUUAUGCCCCUCUUGCUUUACUUCCUGGUGUGUUUUUAUUAAAUGGGCUGUUUUUAAUCAUUACUUUUCUGUUUAUACUAUUAUGACACCUGUUGGCCAUAUUAAAUGUUGAUUUUAGGUUUAUAUCUCAACUAUCCAGUACUUUACAAAGACCACAUUGUGUGGUUUCAGUAUAUUUGACAAAUCAACACUUUAAUUUUGGCUCACACUCCUGUUUGUGAGUAUUUAUUGCAACUGUUGUGUGUUGACGUACCUUUUCUUUAACAUGGUUUGUUUUAGCAAACAGCUAUAGCAGUAGUAUAUUUUAGAGUAUUGAAUUCGUUGUUACAAUUGUGAACACUUAAAGACACGUAAAACUGUAGAUCAUCGAGUUUCAGGUAGCCAAAAUUAAACUAAUUUUAAUUGAAGUUAUAACAAUUCAUUUAAAACUGGAAUUAAAUGACAUCGCCCUUACCUAAAAGCAACAAUUCUCAUCUCUAAGGUGCUUUUGUGGAAAAUAUGGCAUGAAGAAAAAUGCAUAAUCCAGAAGUUUUAAUUGCAAGAAGGCCCAAAAACUUGUUAUGUUUUUAUAGAAAUAUGAUACAUCUAAACAUUUCAAAUAAUGAAUCAAACUUGAUUGAUUAAAAUAAAAUUAUUCAGCUUUUAUUACAUCUUCAACAUAACCCUGGGUUGCAAGAAUAUCUUAUUAUCAGGUGAUGCCAGCUGUGAUGAUAAAGACAGUGAAUAAAUAUGGAAAUAGAGAUCCUACUACUGUUUGCUCAGUUAGUUAUCAUGGUUACAUGUGCUAUAAACCUUCAACAUGUUUGUUUUCUACUGUGUCAUUCAUUUUUUUUUUUUGCUGCAUAAUCUGAAUUGUGUGUCUAAAGUGUUGUUUGUUUCAUAUUUCAAUAUUUUAAUAAUUCUGUUGUGGAGCCAACAUUUUCAAGUUUUAAAACAUGAAGUGAAAUCAUAAAAACGGUUUGUUUGUUGGACAGGGUAAAGUAGUAUUUCUGGUCUAGUAUCAAAGUGAUAGUGUGUGUAAAAGUAAAGCACAUUCCAUAAUAAGUAAUAUUACUAUAUAAGGUAGUACGUUAAUAAAAACUAAAUUAAAGUAUUGGUGUACUACUUUUUGCAGGGUUUCAAAAGUUUUUAAAGGACAUUCUCAUUUAAAAUUAAACUCUUAUACAAUCAAAUAUUUAAACCAAUCACCUGGUUGUCUGAUGAUUUUGUUGCAUCGUAGUGUUGUAGAAUAGCUUUAGACCGUAAUGUAAAUAGAUUUUGUUCUGAUUCCCCACACGAUUUGUUAAUUUCUUAAAUCUGUUUUUUACUAUAACCUAACUAUCACAAAGUUUACUUACUCUAUCUAGCAAGGAGUUUUAUCCAAAGUUAUAUUUUCAUGGAUUGUGUGCACAAUGGCCUAUUGCAAAAUUUUAAAAUGAACUGCAAGAGCUUACUCUAUUUUUCAACCAAAUAUUUGAGUCUACACUUAAUUAAACCAGUUCCAGUGAAUUAAAGUAUCAAUGAAGAAAGUGAAGUUUUUGUUCAUUCUCUGUACUUAUUUAUUGGCAAUAAGAUUAAGGUAAUAAUGAAAUCCAAAAUUAAUUUUACCUUGUAUCUUUGUAAUUUCUAAAUUUAAAAAAAGUAAGGGUUUGUAAUGAUUCUUUUCAAAAAAGAUUCUUGUGGAGAUGUAACUAGGGUACAGCACCUACAAUAAAUAUAAUAUUCAUAGUUUUGAUUAAUUAUUUGUUUUAUAACACAUUCCUAAGUUAAUACAUUAAAAUUACUAGAAUCACUCUAUGUUAUCGUAAAACAUGUUAUUUUUAAUUUCAACUUGUGAUACAUUUUAUUCAAAGUUACCAAGAUUUAUACAAAAGUAAUUAAAAGUAGCAAAUAUGAUGAAGUACAAAUUUAGUGAAAAUCUAUUGUUGUUUUUUAAAUGUAAGUAUUAUUUGUUAUAUGCAGUAUUGUCUGUAUACAAUCUGUUAAGGUUGUGUUUUCAUUGUCUUUAGGUUUAUUUGAGAUUUAUUACGGUUUAUACUUUGGAGAGGAUGUCUGGUCAUGAUGCCAGCCUAAGUAUGAAGGUCUUAUUAAUCAUUAGUUCUUCAAAAUAUAUUGAAGUUAAUGACUGUUCCUACAUAAUUGCUUUACAUAUUGAUGAUAAGUAACAUAUUAAUGAUUUAAAGUUGUUCUAUAAUUAAUUACAUUUCCAAAUGGAAGAUAGUUUGGUGUUAAACUGAUUUUUUUUAAAGCCAAAUUAAAUUAAACUAAUAGUUUUUAGCAUUAGUAGUAGUAGCAGGAAAUUUUCUUUUCAAAAAGGUGUGGAUACUUUGGGAUGUUAGUUAGUUGUCAUGAAGUAAAAAAAAUAAGCAACUUCAAUGGUUAGUCAUUGAAUACACCAUUUACCAUUGGAUUUUCACCCAAAUUUUAAGUUUAUCUUUCAUGCCAUUGCAAAACAAAACUUGCAAAAUUUUCAUUGAUUUAUUAUGUGCUUGGAACAACCACAUUGAACACAUUGUUAAACACACACUACAUGCAUUACAUGUAUUACUAUCACUACAUGCAACUAUGACAAAUUAUUAGCCCAUAUUAAAAAGUGGUCAUGUUUCACUUUUGUAAUAAGUGAUUGGUUGAAGUCCAGCAACAAAAAUUAAACUGGAAUGGAAUAUUUUGUAAAAACUAGUAAUAAUUGCUAGUAAUUUAUCUCUUUAAUAAUCUAUUGAUCAUUUUUUAAAUGUUUUGAGGAAAGGGAAGCAGUUUAGGUUUACUUUAGUGGCGAGAGGUUUGCCUCUAGUAUAACAUGAGGAAACUAUGCUAAUUCGGAUUCAUGUAUAUUUUUUAAACUUUAGGGAAAAUUGUAAAUUUCUGCUGGUUUCAAAAUGGUUGGCCCUAACUAAACUAUUUUGGACGGAAAUUCUCUAUCUAAAGAGCUUUAUAAAUUGAAACAAGCGUUGAAAAUUAUCAUUUUAACGUUUUGCUCUUCUUAAAGUCAAUUUAUUAGUACAUUUUAACAAAUAUGUACUUUUGUCAUAUAAAAAAUAGGUGUUCUUUUGUAACUUUUGGUUUUGUGAAACCAAGCAUCAAACUGCAAUUAGUUUUUAAUUCAGUGAUGUACACUUGUUUGAUCAAAUAUGCCCCGACAUAUAAACUUUUACAGAAAGAGUUCAAAUGUUUAUUUGAAUUAAAUUAUAUGUUGUCAUCUGUGGUUCCAACUUCGUUUACAGUUUUGCUAUCAAAUAGUUCUCUCAAGCUCUGAUAAUCAGCAACUGUAAAUAUAUUAUUUAUGGACAUAAACCUUUUACAGAAUUAUAUAUUUUGCUGAUGAGAUCUUGAAUUUUUGGACUGCUUUGUCAAACUAGAGAUUAAUAUUUGUUAAUGUUUUAUGUACUUAAAGGUUUAUCAUAGUUUUAAGAAAGACGUACUGUUUGUAGGGUUGUUGGUUGUUUUCAAUGUUUCCUGCUCCAACAUUUAAUAAAUGUAAAAGCUGUUUGAUGUAAGUAGAUCUACAGUAAGCAAAAUUACAUCUUGAAACAUGUCUUCAAAAAUAUUUUAUAUUUUUAAUAUACAUAAUUAUUUAUUGUUUUCAUAAACACAGGCACUUGUGUGCGCUACUUUUGUGAUUUAAGGUUUUUAAACCUUUACUAACUCAAUGUGAUAAAUGUAUUAAAUACAAGUAAAUAUUGUUGUUUAUGCAUACAAGUUUAAUGUAUAUUACAGCCUCUUAAGCUGUUGACUUGCAAGAUUGUUUAUUGUGAUCAUUGUUGUCUAUGUAUGAUUUGUUCAGGACAUAAAUUUCAGUGUUGAUGGAAAUCCAUGUUACCUGUUAAGUGUUAUAGUUUAUGUUCAAUUUUAAAUACAAUAAUAAUAAUAAAA